Molecule: messenger RNA, 1105 nt
Organism: Mytilus californianus (California mussel)
Lineage: Eukaryota; Metazoa; Mollusca; Bivalvia; Mytilida; Mytilidae
Exons: 4
Coding region: 189-1100 (303 amino acids)
Source: RefSeq, a predicted model, not a curated record
UAUCUGUGGUUUCUUUAAUCUCUAUUUCAGGAGGAUAUAUUAAUCGGACCAUCCCAGAAAAGUUUGGAUUGUUAAUAGGAAGUGAUUUUGAUAAUGAUAGCGAUUGUCAGGGACAAAGUAUUGAAACCCCAAACCUGUAUAAAUACAUUCUUUUGUCAGACAACGGCAUUUGUAUCGGAAAUCCAGUAAUGGAUAGUAUUAGUUUUAAGGUCAAGGCUAAGAGUGAUGCACACGUAGCUUUGAUGUUUUCAAAUACUGACCAAGAUCCUCUUUAUGAAAUAGUUUUGGGUGGUUGGGCUAACAAAAAGUCUAUCAUCCGUUACAGCAAAGAAGGGUUACCAUUGGCAACGCAUCGUGGACCAGUACUCAAACAAACUGUAUAUAGGACAUUUUAUAUUAAAUGGAGCAAUGGACAUAUUAGAGUAGAAGAUGGAAGUAAAUUGACAAUCAUGGAAUGGACUCAUACUUCAAGCUCGUUUGAAAUCAGAAAUAUUGGAAUUUCUACAGGAUGGGGUUCAAUCGGAUAUUGGUCAUUUCCAUGUCAAGAUUGUCAGGAAAACGAAAAAAAGAAUAAGAACAAUACCGAACUCCAAGAUUGUCAGGGACCAAGCAUUGAAACCCCAAACCUGUAUAAAUACAUACUUUUGUCAGACAAUGGCAUUGGUAUUGGAAAUCCAGUAGCCGAUAGUAUUAAUUUCAAAGUUAAGGCUAGCAGCAAUGCACAGGUAGCUUUAAUGUCUUCAAAUACUGACCAGGAUCCUCUUUAUGAAGUAGUAUUGGGGGGUUGGGCUAACUCAAAGUCGGUCAUCCGUGACAGCAAAGAAGGGGUAGCAUUGGCAACACAUGAUGGACAAGUACUCAAACAAACUGAAUAUAGGACAUUUUACAUUAACUGGCGAAAUGGUCAUAUUAGAGUAGAAAAUGGAAGUAAAGCAAAAAUCAUGGAAUGGACUGAUACUUCAAGCCCAUUGAAAAUCAGAAAUAUUGGAAUUUCUACAGGAGGGGGUUCAACAGGGAAUUGGUCAUUCCCAUGUCAAGGUACGAACGAUUUGUUAUUAAGUUUUGAGUUGGAAAAGUUGCGAUCAUAUGCAUUGUGGUGAUCUUU